Molecule: messenger RNA, 1017 nt
Organism: Penicillium angulare
Lineage: Eukaryota; Fungi; Ascomycota; Eurotiomycetes; Eurotiales; Aspergillaceae
Product: D-mandelate dehydrogenase-like dehydrogenase
Exons: 5
Coding region: 1-1017 (338 amino acids)
Cellular component (GO): cytosol
Molecular function (GO): hydroxypyruvate reductase [NAD(P)H] activity; NAD binding; glyoxylate reductase (NADPH) activity
Source: RefSeq, a predicted model, not a curated record
AUGGCCUCUGUCGACGCUGGUACCAAGAUUCUACUUCUGGGGAAGAUUUAUCAUGCACACAAGAGUUGGGAGGCACUGAGUGAGCUUGGAGAGCUGGUUCACUGCACAGCAACUCACCGAGCUGAAUUCCUCCAGCAAUGUCGUGAUGGAAAAUAUGAUGGUAUCACUGCUAUCUACCGUACUUUCCCUUCAGCAGAGAUUACUGGACUAUUUGACGAGGAGCUUGUGAACGCGCUUCCUAGCUCUUUGAAGUAUCUUGCGCAUUGUGGAGCUGGGUACGACCAAAUUGAUGUCCAUGCAUGCAGUGCACGCAACCCUAUUAUCCGCGUUUCUAAUGUUCCCACCGCUGUGGAUGAUGCUACCGCUGAUGUGAACAUGUUCCUAAUCAUUGGUGCAUUGCGCAAUUUCAACACUGGAAUGACUGCUCUGCGUGAAGGCAAAUGGCGCGGCUCACCAUCCCCUCCUCUUGGUCAUGAUCCUCAAGGCAAGGUUCUGGGAAUUCUGGGAAUGGGCGGCAUUGGACGGAACUUGAAGAAGAAGGCCGAGGCUUUUGGCAUGAAGGUAAUUUACCAUAAUCGCCGUCAAUUGAGCGAAGAGCUUUCCGGAGGAGCACAAUAUGUGACUUUUGACGAGUUGCUCUCGACUAGUGAUGUGAUCAGCUUGAAUUUGCCGUUGAAUAAAAACACUCGACACAUUAUCAGCAAAGCUGAGUUUGCCAAAAUGAAAGAUGGUGUGGUUGUAGUCAAUACUGCUCGUGGAGCUGUUAUGGACGAAGCUGCACUUGUUGAGGCUCUUGACAGCGGUAAAGUGUUCUCUUCUGGUCUGGACGUUUUUGAAGAAGAGCCCAAGAUUCAUCCUGGUCUUGUCAGCAAUCAGAAUGUCAUCUUAGUGCCUCACAUGGGUACUUGGACUAUUGAGACUUUGACUGCGAUGGAAGAAUGGGCUAUUGAGAAUAUCCGCUCUGGCAUUGAGAAGGGUAAGCUUAAGAGCCCGGUCGCAGAGCAGGUUGACCUGUAG